This is a messenger RNA of Schizophyllum commune H4-8, 440 nucleotides long. RefSeq lists its product as uncharacterized. The coding region runs from base 24 to 326 and encodes 100 amino acids. The record is from RefSeq and is a predicted model, not a curated record. The transcript is spliced from 2 exons. NCBI's taxonomy places the organism in Eukaryota, Fungi, Basidiomycota, Agaricomycetes, Agaricales, Schizophyllaceae.
CUCUUUUUAUUCAUUCUUCUGCAAUGGCAUUCUUUUUGUUUGUCUUGUCGGUUCGAGCAGGGAGGGAAGGGGACCGCAGGGGAGAUAACACGAGGGAAAACUUCUCUCUGAUUUUCCUAUCACAUCCCAUCCUGUUCGCGAAACCUCAUGUUCUGAACAGAAGGAAGGUUACGUCAUAUCGCCUCAUGCCUAUUGUUCUCCACAAUCAUGAACGCCAAGGUCAGGACCCGUUCCCCUUGUCCCGUCGCGGUGACUGGCUCUCGACGCCCGCCUCAUCCAAAAGACCACCAGUGCAAUCAACGAGCAUCCCGGCCUGGCGAGUGUGAGUGGUCUGGUUGAAACAGCGCGAGUCGCAUUACAUUCGAAAGAGAGGCGUAAGCUACAGAUGCGUCCGCAUGCACCAGUAUCGCUUUACGCAGCAGCGGGCAGCUCAACGCCGG